This is a messenger RNA of Drosophila obscura, 1548 nucleotides long. It is a transcript of the gene cn, whose product is annotated as kynurenine 3-monooxygenase. Gene Ontology annotation, biological process: L-tryptophan catabolic process; quinolinate biosynthetic process; NAD+ metabolic process. The coding region runs from base 120 to 1511 and encodes 463 amino acids. The transcript is spliced from 4 exons. Gene Ontology annotation, cellular component: mitochondrial outer membrane. Gene Ontology annotation, molecular function: NAD(P)H oxidase H2O2-forming activity; kynurenine 3-monooxygenase activity; FAD binding. The record is from RefSeq and is a predicted model, not a curated record. Lineage: Eukaryota; Metazoa; Arthropoda; Insecta; Diptera; Drosophilidae.
CCAAGUCAUCAGAUUUUGAAUGGCUUUUGCGGUCAAACAGUUGCUAGGCUUCUCUUGGAAGCACUAGUGGGAGAAAUAGGCGGCAGCCCUAGCGAACAGUCCCGUCACGAGAAGAAGUCAUGGCACAAGGCACCGGCAUCAUCUGCACAGAGGUUAACGGCCGCGGGGCGGUGGUCGAGGGGGAGCGACAGCGGCGGAGAGUGGCCAUUGUCGGGGCGGGUCUGGUGGGUUCUUUGGCGGCCCUAAACUUUGCCCGGAUGGGCAGCCACGUGGACUUGUACGAGUAUCGCGAGGACAUUCGGAGCGCUGCUCUCGUGCAAGGACGCAGCAUUAAUCUGGCCCUCUCCCAACGGGGACGCAAGGCCCUGGCUGCUGUGGGCCUAGAGGAGCAGGUCGUGGCCACCGCCAUACCCAUGCGGGGACGAAUGCUUCACGAUGUGACCGGGCGGACCAGUGUGGUGUUGUACGACCCGUGCACCCAGCAGUGCCUCUACUCCGUGGGUCGUAAGCAGCUCAACGAGGUGCUACUCAACGCCUGCGACAAGCUACCGAACAUUCGGUGCCACUUCGAGCACAAGUUAACCAAAGCCAACAUCAACGAGGGCGUCAUGGAGUUCAAGCAGCCGCAUCGCGAGGAGGUUGUCUCGGCCACAGCGGAUCUCAUUGUUGGUUGCGACGGAGCCUUUAGCAGCGUGCGGCAGCAGCUGGUCAAGCUGCCGGGCUUCAACUACUCGCAGGAGUACAUCGAAACUGGCUACCUAGAGCUGUGCAUCCCCGCUAAGGCGGGAGAGUUCCAGAUGCCGCCCAACUAUCUGCACAUCUGGCCGCGCAACUCUUUCAUGAUGAUUGCCCUGCCAAACCAGGACAAGUCGUUCACAGUGACACUGUCGAUGCCGUUCAAGAUCUUCGCCAGCAUCCAGAGCCGGGAGCAGCUGUUGGCCUUCUUCAGGCAGCACUACAGGGACGCUCUACCUCUGAUUGGCGAGGAGCAGCUAAUCAAGGACUUCUUCAAGAUGCGGCCCCAGCACCUGGUGUCCAUCAAGUGCAAGCCGUAUCAUUAUGAAGACAAAGCCCUGAUCCUCGGCGACGCGGCCCAUGCAAUGGUGCCGUACUACGGCCAGGGAAUGAACGCCGGCAUGGAAGAUGUCACCUUGCUGACCUCCAUUUUGGGGCAGCAGCUGCCGCUGGACGAGGCCCUGGCCCAGUUCACCGAGAAACGCUGGAAUGAUGCCUUUGCCAUUUGCGAUCUGGCGAUGUACAACUAUGUGGAGAUGCGAGAUCUCACCAAGCGCUGGUCAUUCCGCUGCCGAAAGUGGCUGGACACACUGCUGUUCCGACUGUUCCCUGGCUGGAUUCCACUCUACAACAGUGUCUCCUUCUCGAGCAUGCCGUAUAGUCAGUGCAUUGCCAAUCGCAAGUGGCAGGAUCAGUUGCUAAAGCGCAUUUUUGGCGGCACCUUCCUUGCCGCUAUCCUGGCUGGCUCUGCGUUCCUUGUACAGCGUUUUCUUUGACCUUGGACAAUAAUGCAAUAAAACAAUUGAUUUUGUU